AUGCAGUAUCAGGGCUUUAAUCGCUUCGCUCGACUCGACUUUUUGGCCCGCUGCUGCCCGCCGCUGCAAAUUCCCGCCCUGACUUUGGCGCAAGAGCUGAGCGCAACAUUGUCCUCGCCCGAGCUCUACGAGUCUGCCUGUGCUCGCCUAAAAGUUGCUUGCGAAGCGCAAGGCGUGCCCCUUCCUGCCAACAUGCCCACCGAGGCUGAGAUGGCAACCCGGCGAGAACAGGCCCUCAUGGCGGAGGCACAAUCGGAUCAGCCGCUCGCGCCACACGAGCAGUUGGGCGAUCGCGCUACCUUGUUGCGCAAGUCUCACAUUGAAUACGAGCGCGGCGACCUCACAGCGGCCGCGCGAUACCUGGCGCGCGUGCCACACUACUGUAAAACGCCCGAAGACAUGCUGCAGUACAGUCUAGAGAGUGCGCGCUUGGCAGCAGAACAGGGCAUGUGGGCCCACGUCAUUACCCUUGUAAACAAGGAACGCUUGUCCAAAAUCUUACCCGAUCACCCCAAGGCCGAAGCACAAUUCAAUUGUCUUGAAGGAUUGGCUACCUUCAUGAUUGGCAAGCUUGACAAAAGCGUGCAGCUGCUUGCAAGUGCAGCCUACACUGAGAAUGGGACCGCUUGUGAGCUGAUGACUUCGCGUGACCUAAGCCUGAUGUGUGGACUCUCUGCCCUGGCUUCGCUGGAUCGUCCCGAGCUCGUGCUGCUCUUGCAGAACACCGAACUUAAGCAACACAUGGAAAGCUGCCCAGAGAUACGUGAGCUCUUGCGCGCUAUGGUGAAGGCACAGUAUCGUUCCCUGCUGGAUAUUUUGCAGAAAGUCAAGCCUCUAGCCAUGGCUGACAUGUACAUCAACAAGAGUUGGGCCCGACUCUAUGAGAACAUUAUCGCACGCGCCAUGAUCCAGCAUGUCACGCCCUAUGUUGCACUUGACUUGCAUGCCAUGGCUGCCACUUUCAAUAUGGAGCUUGAGGCGUUGGAGGAGCAAUUGGUGACUCUUAUCAGUGAGGGGCGAAUUGCGGCACGAAUCGACAACCAACACAAGGUGUUGCACGCGACGCAAGGCAACGUGCGGGCCGCGGUCAUCGAAGACUCAGUGCAAACAGCCCGGGAUCUGGUUGACAACACGAUGCAAGAGGCUCAUGAGCAGGAGUUUGUGCGCCUGCACGUCGAUUUGGCAGGUACAAUGGACGACCUCUUGAUUGGCCUUGAGGCAGAGGCAGAAGCAGUAGACGUUACUGCAUCUACGCCCGGAGACAAGCCGCUGGAACCUGCUGCGGCCUCGGCCGGCGCUUCUUCCCCGCCGGCCGAUCAACAGACGCCAGUCAUUGAUGUGGAGCUCUUGCCGUACGCAGGCCGCGCCAUAUUUCCCCUCUUUCGCCUGUCCAACCUUCUAGAUUGCGCGGGCAGCCACGACUGGGCUUUUUUGCUCACAUAUCUCACACCCACUGCAUGUAGUAGCUCCGGUGAAAACACCAAUAUGGAAGCUCUUGAGCAAGCCCUCGGUGCCAUGCAGAACCCAAAACUUCUGCAGGAGCUCUUUGAUCAUUUGUCAAGCAACAGCGAGAUUGAUCAUCCGCUGUGCGAGGAGUGCACCAAUUCGCUUCUCAACAACCUGGAUCGGGAGCUUCGAGACCUAGGCGAGCGUCGUCGCGAGAUGAAUGACUUUUUGGCAGCUUCGCAGUCACACUCUGACCAUGCCCCACCAGAGGAAGAGCUUCUCGACCAGCUUCGUCUCGUGGACGAAGAGAUCGAGACCCUCAGCAAGCAGCUCACUGAUCUUGACGCCGCUGAAGCCGAUCUGCGCAGCGCUAUUGGAGACAAAGAAGCCACAAUUCAAGAACUCAAAAACGAGGAACAAAGGCAUUUGCAAAGCUUGCAUGAAGCGCAGUUGGAUUUGCAGGACGUUGACGAUGAACGCGCCGAGCUUGAGAUUCAGCAGCAAGAACUGAGCGACCAGCUCGAGUUUUUGAGGCGCACCAAUGUUCUCAACGAUGCAUUUCACAUUUGGUUUGACAACCACUUUGGCAUUAUCAAUGGAUUUCGUCUUGGCCGGCUGCCUGUCGUUCGAGUGGACGCAGAUGAAAUCAACGCGGCGUGGGGUCAAGCCCUACUACUGCUGCAUGUCAUGAGCUUGCGUUUAAACGUGCACUUUUCAAAAUACCAGCUCGUGCCGAACGGCAGCUUCUCACGGAUUGAGGAGGUGGCUACCAAAGCCAAACUGCCGCUGUAUAUGAGUGGCAGUCGCUCCAUGUUUGGUUAUUCCUCUGCCGACUUUGAUCGAGCUAUGGUGGCUUUCUUGCACUGCUUGGACGAAUACCGUAGCCAGAUUCAGGCCAACGACCCUCACUUUGACCUACCCUACACAAUCCAAGAUGAUGGUCUCUUGGAUCGGCGUCAGGAGAAACUGUCAGUCCGUCUCAAGUCAGCCGAAGAAACCUGGACGCGAGCUCUUAAACUCAUGCUCACGGAUCUCAAGUGGUGCUUGGCCUGGCUCUGCAAGCAAAUGGUCUGA
Messenger RNA from Monosiga brevicollis MX1, 2520 nucleotides. RefSeq lists its product as uncharacterized. Gene Ontology annotation, biological process: autophagy; late endosome to vacuole transport; autophagosome assembly. The transcript has 24 exons. The coding region runs from base 1 to 2520 and encodes 839 amino acids. Lineage: Eukaryota; Choanoflagellata; Craspedida; Salpingoecidae. The record is from RefSeq and is a predicted model, not a curated record. Gene Ontology annotation, cellular component: phagophore assembly site; phosphatidylinositol 3-kinase complex, class III, type II; phosphatidylinositol 3-kinase complex, class III, type I.